Molecule: messenger RNA, 1410 nt
Organism: Mesorhabditis belari
Lineage: Eukaryota; Metazoa; Nematoda; Chromadorea; Rhabditida; Rhabditidae
Source: the annotation of a GenBank genome assembly
AUGAUGUUUCAGAACAACACGCUAAUCGAUGGCGAGAAUCAUUUUCGUCUUCUCAUCAUCAUUUCGAUGAAUCGCACCUAUGAGCAUGAGCUUUUUGACAAAGGCGCUGUUUUCAGGACGGAUAACGGGGCUGAGUACGAGAUCGUGCGCGUUUUGGCCCAUGGGCGCUUUGGUGAUGUCUAUCAGGUGAAGCCAAAUCACACUGGCACCACUGCAAUUCGCACAGAAGACCCGCGAACUCCCGCCGAUUCGGCUCAACUGGCGACUCUCGAAACCCUCUUUAAAGCGGUGAAAGAAGUAGAAGAACAUUGGAGAGAGCAUUUACCGAUUCUCCUUGGCAAAGGCGUCGAUCCACAACCGUUUCUCCUCGUCGAGGCUUUCGAUUCGCAUCUGGAUGUGGUGAUCUCGGAAAUGAUGAACGAAAAAGCCACCAUUGAUCAACUUAGAAAAACGACUUGCUACGUGGCCUUGCAAACUCUUCGCGCCAUUCAAGAGCUUCAUCGACUCAACUAUGUGCACAGAGACGUUCGCUUGUCAGCCUUCCGUGUGCGUCGAGAUGCUGCCUGGAAAAUCGUGCUCACCUCGUUCUCCUAUGUGAAGCUGAAAGCGCGUGGAGUGAACGGAAAGAUCCAGCUGUGUAAGAUCGCCCCUCGUCUCCGCACUUCGGCCCGAUCAACGAAACUCUGGAGUAUCGGCAUGGAAGAGGCCAGAGAUGUGUACACGCGAAACGAUGAUCUUGAAUCGUGGGCUUACAUGACGGGCGAUAUGUGGGGUGUGUCGGUGUCCGGUCUUCCUUGGGAACGAUUGAGCAAGAAAGAGGCGGUCCUUCAGAUGAAAAAGGAUCUCAUCUCGCUCGAUGACAGCGGUGAUUAUGUUGAGAAUCAAACGGUGAAAGAUUUUAACGACGUAAUGCCCCCGCAUCUCCUGCACAUCAUUCGAUAUCUUUCGAUCAUUGAAGGAUCCCUUGAUUACGAGUACCUGGUGCGUAUUUGGAUGGAUCGAGUGCCUGAGUCGGCUUCACUGGGCGAUGCGGGUGAGAAAGGUCCAGUGCUGCGGGUGGCCAUGAAGGUUGAUUCGUUCGAGAAGGUUCAAACGGAACACCCGACCACUGUAAUGGGAGAUCUGACGAAAAAAGAACGCCGCCGCCGCCAACGUCGCACAGAAGUCACCGAGGGAGAUUCGAUUCGCAAGAUUCGUCUCCGAUUGAUGAAGACGCAAGAAGAUAUCUCGGCUCAGGAGGAACCACCCCAUUUACCGGCUCGAGCACGCUUCAUGAGUCGCGAGGUGACCGUUGGAGAUCAGAUCCGCGACAGGAAACGAGAGACAAGUCGAGAGACGGAUCGUACAAAAAAGCAAGGUGCGACGACUCGGCUGAGUGUGAAACUCGACAGAACGAUGGCCACCCAAGAC